AUGGCAGAAACCACCAAGUUUCAUCCUGCUUUGGCUGUCAACAAUAUCAAAAACUUCAUCCCAGUCACUCUUGACAUGGAAAGCUCACAAUACAAUUAUUGGGCCACGUUAUUCAAGAUUCACGUAAGGGCCUAUCAAGUCCUUGACCACAUCAUUCCGCCGACUUCAACAGCCACAGGGAAGAAGACAUCCUCGUCCAAGGAUGCAAAAACCGAGGACAAAGACCUUUGGGAUUAUCUAGACGUCAUUGUCCUUCAAUGGAUUUAUGGUACGAUUACUAACGACGUUCUCCUUACCAUUCUUGAACAAGAUGCCACGGCCAUGGAUGCUUGGAACCGCUUAGUCAAUUUGUUCCAUGACAAUAAAACCUCUAGAGCCGUCCAUCUUGAGUACCAACUCUCUCAGGUUCGACUUGAUGAUUUUCCUUACGUGGUAGCCUAUUGUCAACGUAUCAAGACACUUGCCGAUCAACUCGGGAAUGUCGGGGUACCGGUUUUAGAUGCACGGAGAGUGCUUGUGCUUUGUUCGGGUCUCAAUAGUACUUAUCGUGGGGUUGGCAGGCUCAUCCAACAUAGCAAACCUCUCAAAUCCUUCUCUGAUGCACGUUCUACCUUAGUGAUGGAGGAAGACACCCUCAACAAUAGCGCUGCCCGGGAAUAUGAUUCUGCUCUUAUUGUAGGUACUCACACCAACUCAUCUAAUGAUACUUCCAAUACCGUGCACCCUCCUCGCCACAACAACAAUCACCACCGCAACAAUCAUCACAAAAAGAACGGAGGUCGCGGUCGUGGAAAUCAUAAUGGUCACGACUAUAAAGGUCAUGGAGGAGGUCAUGGUAACACUCAUGGGGGACGUGGCAGUGCUCCGCAGCAGCAGCACCAAUCAUCUCCAUGA
Molecule: messenger RNA, 894 nt
Organism: Asparagus officinalis (garden asparagus)
Lineage: Eukaryota; Viridiplantae; Streptophyta; Magnoliopsida; Asparagales; Asparagaceae
Exons: 1
Coding region: 1-894 (297 amino acids)
Source: RefSeq, a predicted model, not a curated record